AUGGAGAAACAAAAUGCUGAUCUUUUUUGGGAGAACUGCCGCAUCAUGCUUGCGAAUGAGAAGCUGAAAAAGAAAGUCGAAAAGCUGAUGCAGGAGAACCAGAUGUUAGCAGCUGAAGUGAGGAUGCGUAUCGAACCUGAGAAUCCCAAUAACGAUCCGCAAGAUGGAAACAGGGCUGAGUCAAGUUCUUCGGCAAAUAACUGGAACAAGAAUCAAGGGAAGGGGAAGAACAUGUGA
This is a messenger RNA of Oldenlandia corymbosa var. corymbosa, 237 nucleotides long. Lineage: Eukaryota; Viridiplantae; Streptophyta; Magnoliopsida; Gentianales; Rubiaceae. The record is from the annotation of a GenBank genome assembly.